GCGUUUCGGACGGCGCUGGGCCGUUCAGUUCUCGUUUAACAGCGCCGGCGAACGGUCAGAGAGUUGCGGAAAAGCGCUGAGCCGAGUGGAACUGAGCUAAGAAAAUUGCCUGCGCAGCCAGGAAAAGUUUGUCAGAUUGUUGGGAAAGAAAAAUUCGCGCGCGUUUCUACGUCGCAUGAUCGCUUGACAAAAGAAAAAUUUAUUACACAAAAAAAAAAAAAACAUAAAAUUUAAUUAUACUACAAAAACAGCAUAAUUACAAAGCUCGUAAAUCAUUUAUUUAUAUAUAAAUAUAUAUGUAUAUAUAUAUAUAUAUAUAUAGAGGGAGAGAACUGAACCCCCCGCGCUGUCUGCAACAGCUUGAUCUAAGCUUUGUUAUCGCGCGAUUUUUGUGUGUGAAACAACAAAUAUUUAAUAAAAGUAUAAGAGCAUUUAAAUAUGAAUAUAAACGAAAUGUUUUGAAAUACGCCUUAAGGUAAUCGACGAAAGGAAAAUAAACAUAAGAACAAAUUGGCGCGCAAUUGGCAAUUGCAUAUGCGCUGCGGCUGGCGUUGCGUUUUACAUAAAUUGCAAUCGUAUUUGCAUUUGCAAUUUGAAUUAAGGCAAGAACAAUAAACAAACACAAUCAAAUAAUAGACAAUAAAUAAGUUAAAGCUAAGCUCAGCUGAGCGCACGGCCAAGUUCAGCUGCGGCACAACGUGGCGUAUGCGUAAUCUGUAAUUUUACACAUCCUGCGGAAAUAGCGCGCUGUGACUUUUGAGUGUGCCCGCGCGCGCCUCUGCGUGUGUGUGUGUGUGCGUGUGUGCGUGUGUGUGUGGCACGUGGCGCGAAAGCUAUUUUCUUUAUUUGCCAAAAAGGGAAAAACGGAAAAAUUGAAAUGAAAAGCGUGCACGUUGCGUGUAUUCUGAGUGCUGCCCGUUGAUGUUCUUCUUCUCAUUGCCGUUGUUGUUGUUGCGCCUUAAGAAGCAAACAAAUUGAAAUAAGAGGCCAAACAGACACUGGACAGACACACGUUGAGCCGUUGAGCAGCCGCACAAAGCAAUUGAAAAAUGCGAUUCAUAUCGACAACAAUAACAACAGCAAAAAAGAGCAACAACUAGUAGACAACGACUCCGCCUCCAGCAGCACCUCAUCCACCAACAUCUCCUCCCGUUCUUGUUGCUUCUGCUGCUGCUGCUGCUGCUCCUCGGUCCGGCAACAUGUCAAGCAUAAUUAAUUUUCGAUUCUGCCUGGGCCGCCGCCAAUUUCAAACCGUCUCCAGCUCCGUUGCCGUCAAUAUUGCCAUCGCCGCCGCCUCAGCCUCAGCCUCAGCCGCCGCCACCUCGUCUACGUUCCUGCAAUUGUGCUGAAAGUCAAGUCGAUUGCCUCCCGCCACUGCCGCGCCGCCAGCUGGAAGUCGAUUCAACGGCAAUAUUUCAAGAGCAGCAGCAAUCCCACAACAACAACAACAACAACGACAACAACUGCUACCAGGAAUACAACAAAAUUCGUUUUCUAGUAAUAAAAACUGAUGCAUAUUUCUGUGAACUUGCGCCAACAAAUUGCGAAAAUGUGUUGCAAAUCUAACGCCAUGUGGAAAUGUUGUACGUCUUCGAUUGGCCAGCAACAACUGCAACAACAACAACAACAACAAUCCGUGACGAUAACAACACGCAACACAGAAUAUCACGGCCAAGCAAAAAGGCACAGAAUUAAAAACAAGAGCCAACAACAUUUUCUAGGCAGAAUUCAAAUCCUCGUGUUUAUUGUUAUGUUAGUCCUGAUUCAAAUGGAAUCUGUGGCAGCUGGACUUCGAGAAGGCCUUUCAGGUGAUAUGGAAUCCUGCGCCAAUGAAGGCGAAGAGGUGCAAAUCAAAGGCAUACAAAACUCCAAAUGCUUUAAAUGCACAUGCCAGAAUGGCUUUGUGAAAUGUGACAAGAGCUGCCCGUCAAUUGAUGAUUGCUUUCUGAUCGACUCCAAUUCGAAUGACACCUGCUGUCGCAAGUGCAAAGGCUGCAUGUAUCGCGGUGUGCCCUAUGCGAGCGGCGCUGAGUGGAACGAUCCGGAUGAACCCUGCAAGACGUACAAGUGCAUCGCCAGUGUUGUCACCGAAACAACACAGAUUUGUUAUUCACAGUGCGACGAUAACCAGCUGACAGCGCCACGCCCCGGCGAAUGCUGUCCCACAUGUCAGGGUUGCAAGAUCAAUGGCCAGACCGUUGCCGAAGGCCAAGAGGUUGUCGCCUCGAUCGACGAUCGCUGCUUGGUCUGCCAAUGCAGCAGCGGCAACAAGCUGAGCUGCGCCAAGAAGACUUGCCCCACACUGCAGUGCCCCAAAUCGAAGCAGAAGCAGCUGCCCAACGAAUGCUGUCCACGCUGCACGGUGCAGCGCGAGUUUCGCGCGGUCAAAGGCAAGUGCAUAUUCAACAACAAUCUGUACUAUGACAAGACACAAUUUACGCCGGAUCGCUGCACCAAUUGCACCUGCCUGAACGGCACCUCGAUUUGCCAGCGCGCCACUUGCCCCAUACUGGAGUGUGCGCCCGAGUUUCAGGAGGACGAUGGCUGUUGUCCCCGCUGCAUUGUGGCCGAGGUGCGCAGCGAGUGCUCCCAUCAGGGUGUGACGUACAUGAACAACGAGACCUGGAACAUGGAUCCCUGCCGCAGCUGUCGCUGCAUUGCCGGCAACAUACGCUGCUCCGAGAUGCGCUGCCAGCCGGUCAAGUGUCGACCCAACGAGGAGCUGAAGCGUCCGCCCGGCGAAUGCUGUCCCAAGUGCCUGGAAACUGCCGGCACUUGUACAGUGUUCGGUGAUCCUCACUUCAAGACCUUCGAUGGCAAAUUCUUCAGCUUCCAAGGCAGUUGCAAGUAUUUGCUGGCUGCUGAUUGCUAUGGCCACAACUUCUCCAUACGCCUCACCAACGAUGGGCGUGGCACGCGGCACUCAUCCUGGCCAAAGACGGUCACACUUAAGCUGCGCGGGCUGCGCAUCAAUCUCGGCCAGAAGCUGCGAGUUAAAAUCAAUGGUACACGUGUAAUGCUGCCCUACGCGGACCACAGCGGCAACAGCAAUGGACAUGGUCAUAAUGUGAGUAUUGAGCGUCUGGCGGAGGGCGGCAUCAUGCUAAGGACGGAGCUGGGGCUGAGCAUCGAGUGGGAUGGCAACAACUUUCUGCAGGUGUCGGUGCCGGCGCAGUACAAGGGUCAUUUGUGCGGACUGUGCGGCAAUUACAAUGGCAGCGGACGGGAUGAUCUGACGGGCAGGGAUGGCCGGGCGCAUGGCGACAACGAGGUGUGGCACUUUGCCAACUCGUGGAAGGUGGGCGGACCCAAGUCGUGCUCGCGAGUGAGGGAGAAUGUUGUGGCGCCGCCGACGUGCAACAAGCGUAAGCCCAACUUCUACUGCCGGCCUCUGCGCGUCUCGGAAGUAUUUGGAAACUGUGAUAGUAGACUUAAUCCCAACAACUACAUCGCCUCCUGCCGCAUGGACGUCUGCGAGUGCCCCACGGGCAGCUGUCACUGCGACAGCUUUGCGGCGUAUGCCCACGAGUGCCGUCGCCUUGGCGUUCAGCUGCCCGAUUGGCGUGCCGCCACCAAUUGCCCAACAACCAGCUGGCGUCGCAAUGCCACCGAACUGAGCUAUGUGGGCAACAGUUUGUACGGGGAUCCUAGUUAUCUCAAAGGAGGCGGUGGCGGCACAUCUAAGGCGCGACGCCGCAAGCAGCAUCAGCAUCAGCUGCAAUUGCAGCGACGCCAGCAGAACGAGCUGCAGGAAAAUGAAUACAUCAAAAAACAUGUACCGAAUAAAUUUUUAAGGCCGCGUGCGCCGGAUCGCACGCCGCCGCCAAUACACUAAGCACUGAGCAUGGAUUUAAUUAUAAUUUAGUUGCUACUCAUACACACGCACCUAUAUACACACACACACACACACACACUCUCUCUCAUACAGGCUAAUGCAAAUGCAUUGCUUACUUUAAGGACCAAUGACACGGGCUGAACUUAUGCGCAUUGCAUUGCAUUUAAUCUAAAUAGUAAAAGCUUUGCAUCUAAGAGCUUUAACAGCUAUUGAAAGCUUUAAGCUAGCUUUGAGUGUUUGUUAGAAAAUCUUCAAGCUCGCUGAACGCUUUUUCUUAACCCCAAACAAAAUGUGUCUUCAGUUACAGGAUUAAUUUCAACUGGUGUCAUUGGUCCUUAGGGUAGGCAUAGUAAAAAAAAAGAAAAAAG
Molecule: messenger RNA, 4203 nt
Organism: Drosophila virilis
Lineage: Eukaryota; Metazoa; Arthropoda; Insecta; Diptera; Drosophilidae
Gene: cv-2
Product: crossveinless 2
Biological process (GO): positive regulation of BMP signaling pathway
Cellular component (GO): extracellular region
Molecular function (GO): BMP binding
Source: RefSeq, a predicted model, not a curated record